AUGGCCGACAUUCACCCCAUUGAAAUCCUCAUCGAGGAGCUGCAGGACGAAGAUGUUCAGAAUCGCUUGAACUCGGUCAAGCGCCUUUCCACCAUCGCCCUGGCCCUUGGCGAGAAAGACACUCGCGAUGAGCUUCUUCCAUUCCUCCGCGACAAGCUUGAUGAUGAGGAUGAAGUGCGCUUGGCCGUGGCUCAAGAGCUCGCAAAAUUUGUGCCCCUGGUGGGCGGCGAAGCCCAUGCGCGCACCAUCUUGCCCCCCCUUGAGCAGCUGGCCAACAUCGAUGAGAUUGUUGUUCGCCAAAAAGCCGUCGAGUCAAUGAACAUCAUCUGCCUGGCCAUGCCUGACACACACAUUGUCUCCGACUUUGUGCCGUGCGUCGAUCGCCUUUCCACUGCCGAGUUUUUCUCGCCUCGCGCCUCGGCCUGCGGUCUGAUUGCCACUCCAUACAUGCGUACAUCUGAGGAUGCGCGCUCCAUCCUUCGCCAGAUUUUCUCCAACCUCUGCCGUGACGAGACUCCCAUGGUGCGCCGCGCCGCUGCGGCUGCGCUCAAGGACAUCUUGCCUCACGCCACGCCGCAAGUCACGGCCUCGGAAAUCUUCCCACUGUUUGAGAUGUUGGUCAAGGAUGAUCAAGACUCCGUCCGCCUCCUUGCCGUUUCUGCUGCCCCUGCACUCCUCACGCAACUCAACAGCAUUGGUCAAGGCGGAGUUGUCAUUGCCUCUCUCAACGCUGCCUCCAAGGACCGCAGCUGGAAAGUGCGCAAUGCUGUGGCAGAGGCCUUCCCUGAUGCCCAGGCUGCUGUCCCUAGCGAGCAGCUCAAGGCCGAGCUCGUCCCCCUUCUCAUUCGCCUUCUCAAGGACCAAGAGGCUGAGGUCCGCACUCACGCCGUCUUUCAGCUGCCCAAGGUUGGCGCGGCCCUUCCCGAGGCUGAUCGUCGCGUCCUCUUCCUGACCAACUUCACCACCCUCAUCAACGAUAUCGCGGGUGAUACCAACGAGAUGAACAACCACGUUCGUGCGGCCCUCUCUGGCGUUAUUCCCCAGCUCGCUGCCCCCUUUGGCCGCGACAAGACGAUGGAGCACCUCAUCCCCAUCAUUGCCAAGCUGCUCAAGGACCCGUUUGCUGAGGUUCGCCUCAACGUGGUUUCCAAGAUCCACAUGCUGCAAGACGUCAUCGGUGGCGAUCAAAUCGCAGUUGCUCUUGUUCCCAGCAUUGUCAGCCUUGCAGGCGAUAGCCAGUGGCGUGUGCGUCUGGCCAUUGUCGAGCAACUUCCCGUGUUUGCUGGCUGCGUCGGCGCAUCGCAAUUCGAUGCACGCCUGAUGCCCGUUGUCAUGUCUUGGUUGAGCGACAACAUCUUUGCCGUCCGCGACAGCACGAUCAAACAACUUCCCGGCUUGGUACAGAAGCUGGGCAACAGCUGGGCCAACAAGACCCUGGUCCCCCGCAUCGUCGCUCUCAGCAACGAACAGUCCUAUCUGCGCCGUCUCACCGGCCUGUUUGCUUUCAAGUCGACUGUUGCAGUCCUGGACGCAAGCACGAUCAGCAAGGACGUGUUGCCUGCCAUCCUGCGAAGGGCCACCGACCCUGUGCCCAAUAUUCGCUUCAACGUGGCCCAGGUUCUUGGCGAGAUCAAGCGCAGCUUUGACAAGAGCGCAAUCACUAGCAAGGUCAAGCCGGCUCUGGAUCAACUUGCAGCGGACUCGGAUCCUGAUGUCAAGUUUUUCGCCCAACGUGCUCAGAACUAG
Molecule: messenger RNA, 1746 nt
Organism: Monosiga brevicollis MX1
Lineage: Eukaryota; Choanoflagellata; Craspedida; Salpingoecidae
Exons: 10
Coding region: 1-1746 (581 amino acids)
Biological process (GO): protein dephosphorylation
Cellular component (GO): protein phosphatase type 2A complex; cytoplasm
Molecular function (GO): protein phosphatase regulator activity; protein binding
Source: RefSeq, a predicted model, not a curated record